Messenger RNA from Opisthorchis viverrini, 1068 nucleotides. RefSeq lists its product as hypothetical. Gene Ontology annotation, molecular function: cysteine-type endopeptidase activity. The transcript is spliced from 11 exons. The record is from RefSeq and is a predicted model, not a curated record. NCBI's taxonomy places the organism in Eukaryota, Metazoa, Platyhelminthes, Trematoda, Opisthorchiida, Opisthorchiidae. The coding region runs from base 1 to 1068 and encodes 355 amino acids. Gene Ontology annotation, biological process: vacuolar protein processing.
AUGUCUCAGAAAUCUCAACAUAAACGACUGAUGGACCAGCAACGUUUGGAUGUCACGGCGAAAGCACCGGAACUGCUAGGCAAUGCGGACGUAUUCCAUGCGUAUCAUGUCGUGCGUAAAAACAAUGUUCCAACGGAGAAUAUAAUUACCUUCGCAUACGACGAUAUUGCAGACAAUCCGAAAAAUCCGUUUAAAGGCAAAGUUUUUCAUCACUACGAGCACGAAGAUGUUUACAACGGUGUGGUAAUUGACUACCGUGGAAAAGAUGUCACACGGGAUAACUUCGUGAAAGUGCUGAAAGGCGAUAAGAAACUUGAAACCAACAAGAAGAAGGUGCUGAAAAGCGGUCCUGAUGACAACGUGUUCAUCUUCUUCUCCGGCCAUGGUGGGAGUUCCCAUAUUGCCUUCCUAGGAGAAUAUCUGUAUGCCAUGGAGUUGAAUGAUACCCUCGCCUACAUGCAUUCAAAAAAAACGUUCAACAAAUUGGUUCUGUACGUGGAGGCUUGCAAAUCAGGCUCUAUGUUUAAAGACGUUCUUCCUUCAAAUAUCGGAAUCUACGCGACAACUUCAGCCAAGGAAGAUGAAGAUUCCUGCGCUAUUUUUUGUUUUGACAAGGAAAUCAAUGUUUGUCUAGCAGACGAGUACUCAUUUAUCUGGCUUCUAGAUUCGCAAUACAAUGACAUAAAAAAGCGUACACUGAAGGAACAAUACGAGGAGGUGAAAAGGAAGACAGUGUUAAGUCAUGUGAUGAAAUACGGUGAAAAGACGAUGGGCAGUCUCCCAGUUGGAAAAUUCCAAGGUCAUUACGAUCUACAGAUGCACCGGAAUGACGGGGCAAUAGCAUCUCGACGCUUGACGGAAGAAUAUGAAACCGCUUUGCGAAAGUUGCACCGUGCACUUCAGCUUGGCCACAUCAUCAAGGAAACCAUUCGCGACAUCCUCAUGGAUGUGACAACUCACCAUAAGCCAGUGGUAAAGGCUUUGUCCAAGAGGGAUGAGAACUUUUGCUUCCAGGCAGUGUUCAAUCAAUUCCGGACGCGCUGCUUCACAAUUCAGCAGGCAAGUUGA